Molecule: messenger RNA, 1248 nt
Organism: Pseudovirgaria hyperparasitica
Lineage: Eukaryota; Fungi; Ascomycota; Dothideomycetes; Acrospermales; Acrospermaceae
Product: PLP-dependent transferase
Exons: 3
Coding region: 1-1248 (415 amino acids)
Biological process (GO): L-aspartate biosynthetic process
Cellular component (GO): cytosol
Molecular function (GO): L-aspartate:2-oxoglutarate transaminase activity; pyridoxal phosphate binding
Source: RefSeq, a predicted model, not a curated record
AUGGCCUCCGCAUUCACCGCAGAUAUCGUUCCCCAAGCUCCAGAGGACCCGCUCUUCGGUCUGAUGGCUGCUUACCGCAAGGACACGUUUGCGCAGAAGGUCGAUCUGGGCAUUGGUGCUUACCGUGAUGAUAAUGCUAAGCCCUGGGUGUUGCCAGUAGUAAAGAAGGCCGACAAAAUCAUUGCUGACGAUCCGGACCUCAACCACGAAUACCUUCCUAUUGCUGGUCUCCAACAGUUCACAAGUGCCUCUCAGAGGCUAAGUCUCGGUGCAGACAGCCCAGCGAUCAAAGAAGGACGAGUUGCAUCACUCCAGACCAUUUCAGGCACUGGUGCUGUCCACCUCGGCGCCCUCUUCCUCUCCAAAUUCUACAAGUACUCUGGUCAGACACCUACCGGAUACUUUUCGAAUCCAACAUGGGCUAAUCAUGGCCAAAUCUUCGACACCGCCCGUCUCUCACACAAGACAUAUCGCUACUUCUCGCCAACGACAAAGGGUCUCGACUUCGAGGGCAUGAUGUCUGACAUUAAGGCUACCCCAGAAGGAAGCAUCAUUCUGCUUCAUGCCUGUGCACAUAACCCCACUGGUGUUGAUCCAACACAAGAGCAAUGGAAACAGAUCGCACAAGUCAUGGCGCAGAGGCGGCAAUUCCCCUUCUUCGACACUGCAUACCAAGGCUUUGCAUCUGGCGACUUGAACAAAGACGCUUGGGCCAUCCGCUAUUUCAUUGCACAGGGCUUCGAGCUUUGCAUCGCACAGUCAUACGCCAAGAACUUUGGUCUCUAUGGUGAGCGCGCUGGCUGCUUCCACUUCGUGACAGCCCCCGGAUCCGAUGCACAGAGCACAAUUACUCGCAUCGCCUCCCAGCUGGCCAUCCUGCAGAGAUCUGAGAUCUCGAACCCGCCCGCGUAUGGCGCACGCAUUGCGUCGUUGGUGCUCAACACUCCAGAGCUCUUUGCCGAGUGGGAGGCUAAUCUGCGGACCAUGAGUGGACGCAUCAUCGAAAUGCGCACCCAGCUUCGCGCCAAGCUCGAGCAGCUCGGCACGCCAGGCACGUGGAACCACAUCACCGACCAGAUCGGCAUGUUUAGCUUCACAGGUCUAUCAGAAAAACAGGUGCUGAAGAUCCGGGAAGACGCACAUGUCUAUAUGACGAAGAACGGGCGUAUCAGCAUGGCCGGCCUAAAUUCGCAUAACAUUGACUAUUUUGCAAAGGCCGUCGACAAGGUCGUCAGAGAGACUCAGUAG